CCUCCUCUGCUCACACAGCACUUGGGACCCCCAUGUGUGCGUGCUGAAGCUUCUCCGCGAAACAGGAAGCGGCGGAGGCGGAGGGAAGUUUCCGUGGAUUUAGCGGCGCGGGAAGGUUCACGUGUGCGUGUUUUGCGGCGGAGGUGUUCUCUUCUUCUUCGCUCGGUUUUAACGGUACAGCAGGAAAAUUGCUUGGUGCAGCUGCGUCGGGGAGAAGGCUCAGGAGGAGGAGACACUGCGGGACGUGAUGACUGACAAACAAGCGGCGACAGAGGAGAUAGUACCAGAUGCCAUGGCCAAUCCUUCUCCAGCAAAGAGCAUGGGCGACCCAGGAAUCACUCCACUGUCUCCCUCGCACACUCAGCAGAACGACACAGACCAGGUGCAGUCACAGCUGUCCUUUGUGGUGGUGGUUGCCAUUGACUUUGGCACCACAUCCAGCGGUUAUGCUUACGCCUUCACUAAGGAGCCAGAGUGCAUUCACACCAUGAGACGUUGGGAAGGCGGAGACCCUGGUGUGUCCAAUCAGAAGACUCCAACCACAAUCCUGCUGACUCCAGACAGGAAGUUCCACAGUUUUGGCUAUGCUGCUCGGGACUUCUACCAUGACCUGGACCCCAGCGAGUCAAAACACUGGCUUUACCUAGAAAAGUUCAAAAUGAAGCUCCACACCACUGCUAAUCUGUCCAUUGACACAGACCUUCAUGCAGCCAAUGGGAAGCGAGUGAAAGCUCUGGAUAUCUUUGCGUAUGCAUUGGCCUUCUUUAAGGAGCAAGCACUUAAGGAGCUGAGUGACCAGACAGGUGGUGACUUUGACAACAACGAUGUGAGAUGGGUGAUCACGGUUCCUGCCAUUUGGAAAAUGCCUGCAAAGCAGUUCAUGAGGGAAGCUGCCUAUAAGUCUGGUCUGGUGUGCCGUGAAAACCCAGAGCAGCUGAUCAUCUCCUUAGAACCCGAGGCAGCAUCAAUCUACUGCCGCAAGCUCCGCCUCCACCAGAUGGUGGACCUGGCCACCCAGACCACCCAGAACGGCUUCAGCCCCACUGACAACGCAGGGAGUGCAGCGAACCAAGUGUCUUCAGAUCAUGCCAAGGAGCAUGUUCGGCGCAACCGGCAGAGCCGCACCUUUUUGGUGGAAAAUGUCAUAGGGGAGCUUUGGUCGGAGCUGGAAGAAGGGGAUCGUUAUGUAGUGGUGGACUGUGGUGGAGGAACAGUGGACCUGACUGUUCAUCAGAUCCGUCUUCCAGAGGGACAUCUGAAGGAGCUCUACAAGGCCUCAGGUGGUCCCUACGGCUCUAUUGGUAUUGACUAUGAAUUUGAGAAGCUGCUGUGUAAGAUCUUCGGUCAGGAUUUCAUCGACCAAUUUAAGAUCAAGAGGCCGGCCGCCUGGGUGGACCUGAUGAUUGCAUUCGAGUCUCGGAAGAGAGCAGCAGCCCCUGAACGUACCAACCCCCUCAAUAUUAACCUGCCUUUCUCCUUCAUCGACUACUACAAGAAGUUCAGGGGCCACAGUGUGGAACAUGCCCUGCGCAAGAGCAAUGUGGAUUUUGUUAAAUGGUCGUCUCAAGGGAUGCUGAGGAUGAGUCCAGACGCUAUGAAUUCCCUCUUCAAACCCACCAUAGAUCACAUCAUCCAGCACCUCACCGAGCUCUUUGACAAGCCAGAGGUGAGCGACAUUAAGUUCCUAUUCCUAGUGGGAGGUUUUGCUGAGUCGCCCUUGCUACAGCAAGCCGUCCAGAACAUGCUCCAGGGCCGCAGCCGCAUCAUCAUCCCCCAUGACGUCGGCCUCACCAUUCUGAAAGGUGCCGUGCUGUUCGGCCUGGACCCCAGCAUCAUCAAAGUCCGCCGCUCGCCCCUCACAUACGGCGUGGGCGUCCUCAACCGCUUCGUUGAGGGCAAACACCCGCCAGAGAAGCUGCUGGUGAAGGACGGCACCCGAUGGUGCACUGACGUUUUCGACACCUUCAUCGCCGCAGACCAGUCCGUGGCGCUGGGUGAGAUGGUGAAACGGAGCUACACGCCGGCCAAACCUUCCCAGCAGGUUAUCGUCAUCCACGUCUAUUGCUCAGAGAAGGAGAGGGUGGGGUUCAUCAGCGAGCCCGGUGUCAGGAAGUGCGGAACACUUCGUUUGGAUGUGAGUGGAACGGAAAGCACAGCGCCGCGCCGUGAGAUCCAGACGCUCAUGCAGUUUGGUGACACAGAGAUUCGGGCCAUGGCAGUGGAUGUGUCCACUGGACGCACUGUCAAAGCUAGCAUUGACUUCCUCAGCCACUAAGUAGACCAUGAGAGCUAAUGCAACAGAAUUAUUGGAAGUAUACGAAAUGGAAAAUACAGCUUACUCACAUACACACAUAGACACACACACACAUACAUAUUCACAUACAGAGCCAACAAGCUGGGGAUAUUUACUUGAAAGUGUUUAAGGAUAUUCAAUCUCAGUUUAAGCAGCAGAAUUUGAAUGAAAAUUCGAAAACUUAAACGCAGGAUGACAUUCAACUGUAGAAUCUGAAAAGAAAAUGUGUCUUUUAAGGUCCGUCCAUUCACGUCCGUCCCCGUAGUCAAUUUGUUGACAAGCUCCACAGUGUUCACACACUCAUAGCAAACCCAUAUACCCCCAUGUGAUACAGCUGCAUCUGCAUAGGGUCAGAUUUAAGAGCUUGUUAUCAACACAAUUCAUAUAAGAUAAUAAUCCAACACAACCAUGGUGGAAACAUUCAGAACACGUCUUUGCAUGCUUCACUUUCUUUUUUGCCGCAGCAGGUCAUUGCAUUUCAGUCAUGAUACUGAUUUCCACUCUACUUCACAGCAGUUCUAAGGGCCAUUCCAGUGGUUUUGCAUUAUUCAGCACUUUAAACGUUCUGUAAACCGUCACACAGCUGCACAAAGCAUAUCAAUAGCCAACCUCUGAACAGGGCCUCAGUUACCUUAGGUGCCAUUGCAAAGGUUAACUGUGGGUGUCAUGUUAUCACCUACUAGAGAUGAAAUGGUUCACGUGUUAGCAAACACCCCACUAUUCACAUGUGGAGACCUGUUUGGAGCUUCCUCUCCUUCAAACUCUGUUUUCAUCUCCACCAACUCCUGAGCAAAUACCUGGCUCUUCAGCUUCCACAUGUUCCACUCUGUCCACCAGCUGCCUGUUUGCUGCUGGACUGGGGGGUACUCAGCAGACUGAUGAGGACAGUGAGACUGAAACAACCUGUAAAAUUGUGAAACCAAAACUGCUUCAAGUUGCUCAAAUCACUAAAGCUAUCUAGUUUACAUACAGGUAGUAUUUGAUUUUACUCCGGUUAUAGCUGUUAAAUACACAACAGCUCAAGACAGAAAUCCGCCUGGGAUUUUAAGAUGCCACAUUUAUGGAUUCAAAUUCGUAUUACCUUGACUCAGAGCUCUGAACAUAUCACUGAGUACCAUAAAGGUACAGCAUUUAAAAAACAAACCGACCAGUAAAUCUACUUUUCAAUCAGUAAACAAUGAAUGCAAAGCCACCAGUCUGGUUCUUAAGGAACGUGCUGUGAGCUCAGUCUGAAAAUCAAGUGCGGCCAUCAGAUGUGCUUAAUUGUUGCCUUUAUUUCAUUAUGCUUCUAUUAGACGUGGACUAAACGCCACUCGCUCACCUCAAUAUGUUGAAGCCAGAUGUGACUCCAGUCGAGACAAUGAAGUGUGUUUAUUUCUGUAAAUACAGUAUUUAAAUAUUGUACAGAUUUAUAGCCUUGUUUCCGCAGCUUUAGAGCCAAGAGCCUGUGUGUGUGAGGGGGGGGGGUGCUUUCUCAUGAACAUCUCAACAUUUUUUUCCACACCAGCCAUAGCAUGAGAGGCCAAGGCAGGUUUGAUUGCCUUGUUCAGUCAGAAUGAGAGAUUUAAUGUGUUGCCUGUUUUAUUUUUAUUUUUUUUUUGCAAACAUGAAGAAACUUGAAUACCUCCGUCCUUAAAAAAGCAUUUGAGUGAACAAGUCUGCUGUUAGUUUUGAAAUGAGCAGGAUCUGAAUGUGUCCAGUCCCCCUUCCCAUCCACCCUGCAGCACAGCUUCUGUAGGGAUUUCAUCGUGAUUCAUAACAAAUUCAGCAUCUUAUUAUUUCCAGGAAAUAAUAACUAGACCCAUCAAAUAUAUUAAACAUGGUUGUUUGUGUUUUACAGCUGAGGAAUAGUCAGCAAUAAUUAUACGAGCAAAAAGCCACAGUUCCACGUGGCUAUGGAAGGUUUAAGUCUCAAGUCUUAAUUAAAAGAGUGCCUAGAGUGAAGAAAUUGUGAUGUCGAGAGUCACUCAUCCAAUCAGAACAUGCGGCGCAUUCCUUGGCCCUCUUGAAGAUAUCCUGAAGCUUUAUAUACGUGUGAGCUCAGACGUAAUCACUGAGAAUCACACUGUGAGUUCAUUAGCAUGCAAACAACACGCUCAUCUCACGUCCACGUGAAAAAAACUUGCGUAGGUUGAGUUAAAGGGGCAUUACUGUGAGUUCUCUCUGAUCUUCACUGACACCUGCUGGCUGCCAGGAGAAGCAACACUGGUGAAAGUUGUUCAAGCUCAAGUCUUAAAGACUGGAAGGUGCGACAACUAGCAUGGAAGCUUCCUCCGUUGUGACUCUACAGGGGGGCUUUAGUCUUUAAAGGUCAAAACUGACUAAAUGGUUUGUGAAAACUCACGUGUGAAGGUCUCAGAAUGAUUCAGAGUAACCUCAGCAAGUUACUGCCUCCUCAGACUCGUAGCUUUAUUGCAAUAAUUAGUACUUUCAGGUGGAGUGUCCUUUCUCACCGGCUUUCUUUCCUGGUGUGACCAAAGUAGAUGUGACGCACCGGUUGCCAGUGUAAAGUGGGUUUGAUUGGCAACAUGUCCAUAUGUACAUUGCCUCCAUAACUCAGUAAAGAAUUUGCACUGGUUGCAUUUAAAUAGACAGAUUUCCUUCUGAAAUGUUGCUGUCAUAGACGCUGCUGUGGCCGAGGACCUCGGACAGAAAGCUCCAUUUGCUUUUCCUUCCUGGUUCAGCAGAUCCAGAUGAUGAGCAUGACCGUGUGUCACCACAGCCCAACACAAAUCAGUGGUGGAUAUGGUGUCACACAGUCUCUUAGCCAGUGAAAUGAUGAGUCAGAGCUUGACAUGAAACAUAACGAGGCAACACAUCACCGUGAUGAAUACUCAAAGAACAAUAAACCAAGUAAUCACUGAGUCGUUGGUAUUGAUCAACAACCCCCACAGAUAUAUUAGUAAUUAUACGCUGUAGUGUAUUUCAUUAUAACCACUUUAAAAGCAAUUUCCUUUGGUUCUUUAUUUAAACUGUGAAUGGAAACUUGUCUCGCUCAGUGUCUGUGCACAAAUAUGCACAUGCUUCAGUGCUCUUUGCUCCGACCGGCACUCUGUCUGCAAUGCACGUUUUGCAUGUGUCACACGGGAAUGACUACAUAACAAGUUGCUUUUACUAGUACACAAAGUCAGGUUCACCACUGAAGAAGAAGAUGGUGGUGAAGAUGGAGAUGGUGGUGUUUUCUGGAAGAAACCGCGGCCUUGGUUGUGUGUAAACCCUGCUGCUUUCUGAGCUGAUGUAGAUCAUGUUAACGAUGGCAGCUCCUAACACUCAUAGCAGGGCGGCACUUCACAUACUGUACUGAUGAUAACUAACCUUAUAACCUUCUACACUUCACUGCUCUGACUAAUGAUGGAUAUCAGUGGAAGGCUUUAAUAACACCACGGCCUGUUGUGUCCUUGAUUACAUGAUUACAUUAUUGUAUUUCGUGCAGCCUUGAGUAUUAUACGAUGCACAGGACACUGUUUUGUAGCAGCUUUAUACGUAAAGCUAUGAGACAAAUUAUAUGAAGACUUGUUUAGCUGGUAUUUGCUUUCUGUUGGUGGCACACAAGGCAGCAGAUGCCUGAGGUGGAGUAUCACAGUGGGUGUGAUUGGAGGUAGCAGCUUGCAUCAUGUAGAAGUGUCUGCUUAACACUAUCUAGACAAAAAUAAUAGAAAAUAUAGGAGGAAAAAAAAUGCAUUUAAACUGAUUGAGCUUGUAGUUAGGAUCCUCUCAGCCACUGUGGAACUUAACACAAUGUACACUUUGUUCUUUUAGUCCUUUAUUGAUGAUGCAAAGGAGUUUUUAUUUUAUUUUUUAUCUUCAGUUACUUAAAUGUCUUGUUCUCUUGCAAUCUCCACACAGUAAUGGAUGUUUUUUUUCUUGAUCAAUGCCAGGUAUUCACUGUCAGACUGUCACCAAUAAAAUGUAUGUGUAUUUCAAACAACAA
Messenger RNA from Paralichthys olivaceus (Japanese flounder), 6224 nucleotides. RefSeq names its product heat shock protein 12A (gene hspa12a). The record is from RefSeq and is a predicted model, not a curated record. NCBI's taxonomy places the organism in Eukaryota, Metazoa, Chordata, Actinopteri, Pleuronectiformes, Paralichthyidae.